AUGUGUAAGAUCUGUGACGGAAUCAGUCCUACCGGCCAGCAUCGACGGCCAGCACAACGCACCGUCGUGUUACCCCUUUCCGCUAGUCAAAUCCGCCCUCCAUUUCCCCCGCCCCGACCCUGGAUUCCUUGGUCCAUCCCUCUCUCCGCCACCUCCCCCCACCCAAUUUACCCCCCCAACCAUCCAACUACCCCCAACUGCACCUCAUUCUCUCCAUCCCCACUCCCCCUUUUCACCCAUCCGUUCUCCCACCUUCCUCACAUCACCCACCCAACACCUCGCAUCAGCACCCCCGCUUUACUCGCCCAUCAUCUCCCCCAACCAUCUUGCCCCUCAUGUCGCUGUUCACAUUCCGUUACGGACACAAGGCUGAGCGAUAAGGACGUUGGCGGUGUGCGUACUGUCUCAGCUGUUUCUGUCAAAGCCAACUAUCUCCUGAGUAGCCGACAUGGCCAAGCAGCAGACAGUUACCUCUUUAAGCUGGUCCUGAUUGGUGACUCUGGUGUGGGCAAGACAAAUCUUGCAUCCCGUUUUGCCCACAAUGAGUUUCACGGAGAUUCAAAGGCCACUAUCGGCGUGGAGUUCCGUUCUAAGACAAUGGAAAUCGACAACAAGGAGAUCAAAGCCCAAAUCUGGGAUACGUCAGGGCAGGAGAGGUAUCGAGCGGUGACCAGCGUGUAUUACCGCGGAGCCCUUGGCGCGCUGUUGGUGUACGAUAUCAGCCGGCGUAGCAGCUUCGAUAACAUUUCGCAAUGGCUCCGGGAAGUUCGAAGCCAAGGGGACAACAACCUGGUGGUCAUGCUGGUGGGCAACAAGACGGAUCUCGCUCAUUUGCGUGCUGUGCCUACUGAAAAGGGCUUGGAGCUGGCUGAGCGGGAGGGCAUGUUCUUCAUGGAGACAUCAGCCCUUGACGCCACAAAUGUAGACGAAGCGUUUGAGACAGUCAUUGCUGAAAUCUACAACCACGUCAGCAAACGCCUUCCUUCUCAUGAUGAGGAGAAUGGGAAGCUUAACCUAUCCGCCGGGAAGAAGCUGAACCUUCCUGAUGAUGGGAGUUCUAGGGGUGCGUGCUGCAGCAACUGGGGUUGA
Messenger RNA from Closterium sp. Yama58-4, 1089 nucleotides. NCBI's taxonomy places the organism in Eukaryota, Viridiplantae, Streptophyta, Zygnematophyceae, Desmidiales, Closteriaceae. The record is from the annotation of a GenBank genome assembly.